This is a messenger RNA of Syngnathus typhle (broad-nosed pipefish), 1572 nucleotides long. Its product is annotated as GTPase IMAP family member 4-like. The transcript is spliced from 3 exons. Bases 321 to 1334 code for a protein of 337 amino acids. The record is from RefSeq and is a predicted model, not a curated record. Lineage: Eukaryota; Metazoa; Chordata; Actinopteri; Syngnathiformes; Syngnathidae. Gene Ontology annotation, molecular function: GTP binding.
GCUCAGCAAAAGGACAAGUCAAAUCAACUAAUGUUAAUUAGUUGAAGAGGAGGAGUGCUGGUCAUGUGUUUACUUUUAUAAUAUCAAAACAUGGAAGUUGUGUUGAUUCUCCAACCCUCUUAGGUUAUACAGAGCGCGCUAGACUGCUAAUGUAGGGAUUCAGUCUCAAAUUGAAUUUAAAGACAAUACAAGGAAAUAGGAAGCCCCUGUGCUGAUCCCGGGCUUCCAGAAGUUUGCCAGUCAAACAAACGGGCAAAGCUGGCUUGAUCUCAAUUCAAAUUUGGAGGAAGAUUGGCUCACUGGAAAUUAAACUUAAAGUAAUGGCAGAAGCAAUACCGUUGCGAGAAAAGAAGCAGAAAACGCUACCUCGAGCCGAUGGGUGUGGUCUGCAUAACGUUGAUGCUGUUGAUCUGCCUGGAGGGCUUCGAAUCGUCCUAGUGGGGAAGACUGGAUCUGGGAAGAGCGCAACAGGAAACACCAUACUUGGCCGAGCUGCCUUCAGAGAGGAUCCGAGCCCGGUGUCGGUGACCAAACACUGUGAGACGCAGAGCGGGGAAGUGGAUGGCACUGCGGUGCAGGUCAUUGACACGCCGGGCCUGUUUGACACGGCCAUCACGGAGGAAGAAUUAAAGUCAAGAAUUGAAGAAUGUGUCAAGAUGUCGGUGCCGGGCCCUCACGCCUUCCUACUCGUGAUCAGGCUCGGCGUGAGGUUCACCGAGGAGGAGAGAAAUGCUGUGAAGUGGAUCCAGGAUAACUUUGGCGAUGAUGCAUCCAUGUACACCAUCAUGCUAUUUACAUGCAAAGACCAGGCCAAAGCUGACAACGCCUUAAAGGAGUGCAAGGAGCUGCGUAGACUCUCCAUCACGUUCGGACGCAGAUAUCACGCCUUCAACAACAACGACGCAGAUGAUCGAGUCCAGGUCAAAGAGCUUGUUACCAUGAUCAAGGAAAUGAUACAAGACAACGGCGGGAAACAUUACACAAACGAAAUGUACGAGAAAGCCCAAAGCAAGCUCAGAGAGGAAGAAGAACGGAAGAAACAAGAGGAGGAAGAGAAGAAGGAGGAGGAGAGAAAAGUGUGGGAUGCGGAGAGGGAGAGGCAAGAGAGAGAGAAGGAAAAGAAGAAAAAGUCGAAAGGAAGGAACAUCCGUGUGGCCUCAGCGGCCGCCGUGGUGCUGGUGUUGGCUGGCAUGGUGAUCGCGGUGGGGGCCGAGACCACCGUGGCGCUGGCGCUUGGAGCGCCUACUCUACUCUUGGGAGUUUUAUGUGGCUUAGCUGCUCUUUGGUUUUGGAAAGGAAUUAGAUGCAAAGCUAAAUCAGAUUUUCCAAUAUAGAAGGAGGUCAGUGCCAAGGACAUGAUGCACCAUAUUCAGCAUGCAGUAUUUGUUUUGACUGUAAAUGAGUGAAGUAUGUUAUUUCGGCAUCAUCCAUUUACAGAAUUAAAUCCUUUUCACCGAACUACGCAACGACCUCGGGAUACGAACUCUCAUUUAAACUGUGAACGCUAUGAUAAUCCUCACCUUUAAGUUCGAGCAUGAAUCUAAAUAAAUGAACCACAUUACAGCAGCUUUA